AUGACAAUAUUCACGUGCAUAUUCAAUUACUAUUAUUAUACUUCGUAUUUGAAACAUGAAAUAUCGAUUCAAAUUCUUCAAACUAAUAAUCACUCAAGGAGGAAUUCCUCUGCUAUUUCAACUCAAAAUUUUUCAAAAGAAUUAACCGAUUUUGAUCUUGUUCUACCGCAUUGCAAAAUAAUAAAAUUGAAUUCUUCUAAGAAUGAUAUAGAUUAUUCGGAAAAAGAUGAACUAAAUAUGCAAUUAGACUGCGUACCAGGCAAGACGGUUCCUUUGACUUAUAUUGACUCGGAUAGAAAGCAGGAAAGAUCGGAAAAUGAACACGUUUUUUCUACAUUUAAUAUAUUAGUAAAUUCGACGGCUUUAAGGCUUCAUUACGGUGGCGACGAUAAUUUUAAAAAUUGCAAAUACCAACGAAUUUUGAGGGAUAUCAAGUCGGGCAAUCCAGAUGAUAGUGUCACUCUCACGAAAUCGAUCAAGUUUAAAUAUGACAUUACGGUCGAUGUAAAUUCGACUCAUUUUAAAAAACCUGACGAUGUCAAUCAGAAUUUCGAUAUAUUUAUACGAGUCAGAUGUUUCGAUAAUGGCAAGUCAGUAAUUUAUCGAAAUGUUCAUACGGUUGUCCGAGAAUCUGUGUCUCAUUACAUCAAGUCACAACCAUCUCACAAAAAUGGUAAAGAAGUAUCAAUGCCCAAGUUUAAUGUACUACUUAUGGGGAUAGAAUCAACAUCAAAUAAGAAUUUCGAGAGAAGUUUGCUCAAAACUUACGAAUACUUGAAACGUGGAAGAAAAAAUGUCUUCACUUUCAACGGAUACGCCAAGAUAGGAGAAAAUACGUUCCCAAAUUUGAACGCGCUGCUAACCGGAAAGUAUAUAUGGGAAAUUCCGAAUCAUGAGAAUACCUAUUUCGAUAAUAUCAGUUUGAUAUGGCGUGAAUACGAAAAACACGGUUAUUCCAGCAUUUACCUAGAGGAUGAACCUUAUAUGUCAACAUACAAUAUGUACGACGGAUUUUAUCGGUCGCCUUCUCAAUUCUAUUUCAGACCAUUUACGCUGCAAUUGGAAAAGACGAUGCGCAGUCUAUCCUCUAAGGAUUAUUGUUGUGUGUAUGGCAGAAAUGAGGUUGAAAUGUUGUUGGAUUAUUCAAAUGAGUUGAUUCGGGAAAUGGAACAAUCAAACCAACCUUAUUUUAAUUUUAACUUUAUAACUCGAUAUACUCACUCGCAACUACAGGGAUUAGAUGACGUGGAUGAACUUUUAUUUGAUUAUUUUAAGGAUCUGAUAGAAAGUCAAGGCUUAAAUAAUACAUUUAUCUUCCUAUUCGGGGAUCACGGUUUAAGAUUUGGGUCAUUUCGACAGACUUUAAAUGGUUUAUAUGCGUUUCAUAUUAAAAUAAUUUUAUUUUUAAUAUCAUUAUUUAAUCUAAUAUCGUCAACAGGUAUGUUCGAAGACCGAAUGCCUUUUCUUCUAGCAAUCCCGCCCGAUGACUUCUUUACCCAAUACAAUCAAGACGAGACCAUAUUCGAAGCCAACACUCGGAGUUUAAUAACCCCUUUCGAUUUCCAUAAAACAUUGCUCCAUUUGCUUGAGAUUACGAACAUUGAACGAGGUUCUUUGGUCGUAACCGAUAAUCCUGGAGAUUAUUACACAUUAUACCCCAGUGAUAUAGGUAAUAACAGGGGUCUAAGUUUGCUACAGCUCAUACCAAAAGAUCGGACUUGCGAAUCGGCUAAUAUACCCACUCGUUAUUGUCCGUGUAAUUGGAUAAAACCAGAUUCUUCUUCACAAUUCUUCAAAAAAGCUUCCUUGGAUGAAGAUCAACUUGCAUUGGGUCUAUCUAAGCUCAUCGUAUAUGGCGUCGAUUUAAUACUUAAGAAGAUCAAAGAAGAUAUCUUAUCAAAUUAUAGUCGUAUUUGUUUAAUGGAUGAAUUGAAACUGCAUACUAUAAUGAAUGCCAUUUUGGUAGCAAACGACCAAACUAGUAUCCAAGAUUUUCAAAUGCUCUCCAUGUUACAUUUAAAUACUAAUAUCACUAAAACGGGAAAUGUUAGAAUCAAUAAAAUUCUACUAACCAGAAUAUUCGGUUUGCUAAAAGGGUUCAUAUUGGUAUUCAAAGUUGUCGUCAAUGAAGCUGUAUUUGAAACGACAUUAGUUUUCGACAAGCAAAACGCCUCCAGAAUUUUUAAAGACGCCGAAAUAUAUUCGUUGGAUUAUUACGAGACCCAUUCACAUUGCAUGAAAAUUCAUGAAUUAAAAAAAUUUUGCCACUGUAGAUCUUAA
This is a messenger RNA of Gordionus sp. m RMFG-2023, 2280 nucleotides long. RefSeq lists its product as uncharacterized. NCBI's taxonomy places the organism in Eukaryota, Metazoa, Nematomorpha, Gordioida, Chordodea, Parachordodidae. The transcript has a single exon. The coding region runs from base 1 to 2280 and encodes 759 amino acids. The record is from RefSeq and is a predicted model, not a curated record.